Suillus discolor is the source of this 1107-nucleotide messenger RNA. RefSeq lists its product as uncharacterized. The record is from RefSeq and is a predicted model, not a curated record. The coding region runs from base 1 to 1107 and encodes 368 amino acids. NCBI's taxonomy places the organism in Eukaryota, Fungi, Basidiomycota, Agaricomycetes, Boletales, Suillaceae. The transcript is spliced from 4 exons.
AUGCUUGCUCCUCCUACUACUAAGAUUCCAUCCAUCACACUCGAUGCCGACCUUGUGACGGAUUCUAUGGCCGCCAGAUUGUGCAUUAGCUUGGUCGGCCAUGUUCUAUUUUUGAAGAGUCAGGUUCCUUUUCCUGUCAUACAGAUGGCACGGAUGCCUGGUGGCGAUACCACGUCUAGAGCUGCGAAGAAGCGUCAGGAGCUCCUCAAUUCAUUUGAUACCCUCGCGUCACACCUCAAUACAACAUUUACAGCCCUCUCUACGGCGUUUGCCUACCACAGCGGGACAAAAGAUCCUAGAAGUUCCGGUCGUGCCUACCUCGCAGUUGUUCUUGGUCCCACACCUGGAUCUGCAAAAUGCAGGGUAAUGGUUGGUGUGGAUGCUCUGGAAGCGAAAGUCUGGGGAGAACGAGAUGAUCGCUUGGAUGCCCCAUCUGGACGUCAGGGAGAGGAAGCAGAGGAUGACGACGAGAAAAGUGAUAGGGAGGACGAGUCUCACUCAGACUCCGACUGUGAUGGCGACACCGACUCAAGCGAAUGCGGUGACAGUGAUAGCAGUGAUAGUUUGUGCGAUGAAGAAGCUUCGGAGACGGAAUCUGAAAAAUCUUCUCAAGCACCCUCCCCACCACCAUCUAGAACACCUUCUCCCUCUUCUUCUCCGCCUCUACCAUCACACCUACUGCCUCCAACUUAUGCUCAAGAACUCGAAGCCCUCCGCACCGCCGAACGCCUGCUCUCUCGCACACUUGCAAGCGCAUGCGGAGAAAAUGAUGGGCAGGGCAUGGCCAGCGAAAUGGCUCCAACUCAGACGCACAUAGUGCUUCGUGCUCCGCGAAAAUUUAUGCACCCGGCGUGGGUACCUAAGCAAACACUCAGUGGUACUUUUGACGCACUGCUAGACCAGUUUCUUGAGGAAUCUGGAGAACGUCCAACGAGAGAUGAUGUUAAGAAGAGAAAGAAAGGCGGAAACGUGGAAGGUGUAUGGAUUCGCAGCCGACAGAGACUAACCGAAGAUUCAGAGAUAAUAUCGAGCGAAGAAAUUCCAGAAGAGGACGAGAUGAUUUGGUGGACAUGGGACGGGAGGCUCGUUGGCUUUGCGGACUGGUAA